Messenger RNA from Trichoderma citrinoviride, 987 nucleotides. RefSeq lists its product as hypothetical. The transcript has 2 exons. The record is from RefSeq and is a predicted model, not a curated record. Lineage: Eukaryota; Fungi; Ascomycota; Sordariomycetes; Hypocreales; Hypocreaceae. The coding region runs from base 1 to 987 and encodes 328 amino acids.
AUGGAGCCGAAACUCCAUGAGAUCGACCCAAAGGGGGAUACGCUCCUCAUUCUCCAUAACCCAGACGCUCCAUUUGCUGCACAAAAUUCUAGAUUCAGCGUACGCGGCGUACGGGCCGCUGUUAAGCCAGAGGUACGAAUGAGGCUCUCAUCGAGGCAUCUGACGCUGGCAUCUGCGUAUUUCGAAAAAAUGCUGGCAAAUGACUGGAAGGAGACAACACCCGAGGGCGACUACUCCUACGUCGUCAAAGCUGAGGACUGGGACGAAGAGGCACUACUUAUCAUGAUGAACAUCAUUCAUGGGCGAACAGCAAAGCUACCCAUGGCAAUGAACCUUGAGACUCUGGCCAAGAUUUGCGCCCUGGUUGAUUACUAUCAAUGCCACGAGGCGCUUAAGUUCUUUAACCAGCUUUGGCUCGGGCGCAUAGAUCGGCGCUCUUACACCGGAAGAGACUUGUUGCUAAGGCUCUCUGUUGCAUGUGUCUUUCCGGACCGUACCAAAUUCCAGAACCUGACGAUGAGUCUGAUAAAGGAGAGCAAAUGGCCGAUUGAGUCACUGGGCUUGCCCAUACCGCAAAGUGUGAUCGACGCACUGAAUAAACAAAGAGAACAUUACAUUUCUGCCAUUAUUACUGGCCUCAAAGAACUGAUCAAAGCCGAAUGCUCCGACAAUGGACGCAAGUGCUCGUUUGAGUGCUCCUCGGCCUUCAUAGGCGCUCUUAUCAAAGGCAUGGACAAGGCCAGAAUUUCUGAAGAAUACCUGUCGUUGCCGCCAUACACUGGCCACAGCCUAGAGUCCUUGCAGCAGGUGAUCCUCGGGUUCGCGGAGCCGUCUUGGAACAAAAUCUGCGUCAAUCGCAGAAACUCCAUGACCUACAAUUCCGCGUCGUUUUGCACUCUUGCUAACACAACAAAGCCGCUCGUCGAAGGGUAUAUCAACCAGGUAGUGGGGCUGGUGCUGAGGAAUUAUAUUACACACUCAGUUUGA